AUGAUUGAGUUGGGAUUUCCUAUUAAGUUCCUCCAAUGGGUGCUUACAUGUAUGAAGACCGUUUUCUACUCAAUUAUCAUCAAUGGAGAACCUGCUGAACCAUUUCCAGCUGCAAAGGGAUUGAGACAGGGAGACCCCAUGUCUCCUUUCCUCUUUGCAAUUGCUAUGGAGUACCUGAGUAGAAGCUUGAAUGGACUGAGGAAAGAAAAGGAAUUCAAAUAUCACCCAAGGUGUGCUAAGCAUGGCAUAACUCAUCUGAGCUUUGCAGAUGAUCUGCUAUUAUUUGCAAGGGGUGACAUGACCUCAAUAACUCAACUACAACACUGUCUUAAUCAUUUCUAUGCAGCUUCAAGUUUAAAGGCUAAUCAUGAAAAGAGCUCAAUUUUCUUUGGAGGAGUUACUCAGUUGGCUUAUUGGUCUCAACUGUUUCUAAUACCUAGCAAGGUACUGAAGACUAUUGAGGCAUACUGCGGAAGCUAUGUAUGGUCAGGAGUUAAUACUAUCACAAGAAGAUCUUUGGUGGCAUGGGACAAAUUGUGCACACCUAAAAGUGUUGGGGGACCGAACCUAAUCAACCUUAAGCUAUGGAACAAAGCAGCAGCAGCAGCAAAGAAUUACUGGGAUCUAGCAAAUAAAGAGGACAAGAUGUGGAUCAAAUGGAUUCAUGCAUACUAUAUAAAAGGGCAACAGAUAUCUAAUAUGCCAAUACCACAGCAGGCAUCCUGGCUAGUUAGAAAAAUGAUAGAGGCAAGAAGAUCAGUGACAACAAUUCAUAUCCAGCAAAAGCAGAAUAAUAGCAUGAUCAGACAGUUAUAUUUGGCUAUGUUGGGACAAUUACCAAAGGUGGACAGGGAAUGCAGUCUAUGUCAAAAACAUGAUGAAAACAGAAAUCAUAUCUUCAUUGAAUGUGAGUAUACUAAGAAUGUUUGGACAAAGCUACUGAAAUGGAUGCAAAGGCAACAACUGUGGGCAACAUCCUGGGAUCAACACUGGCAACGGGCAGCUAAGAAUGCAAGAGGGAAAUCAAGUAAAGCAGGAAUAUUCAGAAUGGUAUAUGCAGAAGCAAUUCAUGAGAUAUGGAACGAGAGAAACCUUAGGAUAUUUGAAAAGCAAAGCAAGAAAGCUGAAGACUUAGCUAGGAACAUAGCAUGCAUAUGUAAUGUUAGAGCAACAAAUCAAAAUAGGCAGCUUAUACAGAAUUUUCAGUUUUGA
This is a messenger RNA of Nicotiana attenuata, 1212 nucleotides long. RefSeq lists its product as uncharacterized. The transcript has 3 exons. The record is from RefSeq and is a predicted model, not a curated record. Bases 1 to 1212 code for a protein of 403 amino acids. Lineage: Eukaryota; Viridiplantae; Streptophyta; Magnoliopsida; Solanales; Solanaceae.